Anopheles moucheti is the source of this 2622-nucleotide messenger RNA. RefSeq names its product probable Ufm1-specific protease 1 (gene Ufsp1). Lineage: Eukaryota; Metazoa; Arthropoda; Insecta; Diptera; Culicidae. The transcript has 2 exons. The record is from RefSeq and is a predicted model, not a curated record. The coding region runs from base 309 to 980 and encodes 223 amino acids.
GUGUUGUUGUGUGGAUUGCACACUCGGUCGUGACUUUUGUUUUGCGUGAUUGUGAAGAUUGUAACGCUUUUCGCUUUCUUCUUUGUUAAAGUUCAUACUGUAAACACGCGCAGGUUGUUUACAGACGCACAGUGCAAAAGGGUGCAAAGCUGUACAGUGUGCCGUAAGCUUCUGAAAACCUGGCGCAGGUGAAGUGAGAAGUUGUGAGCAAGUGCAACGUUUUGGGCGCACGAAAGGAAAGGUGGUGGCUAUUGGUUACAUCUUUACGCAAAAAAGCAGGGAAAAGCAGCGUGAAAAUAAACUACGCAAUGGAGGAGAAAAGCUUGCUGCUGAACGUGCACAGCAAUCUGGAACCACCGAAACCGGACGGAAACACGUUUCUGAUGCGCGGCAACUACCACUACUAUCAUUACGGGUGUGACGGAUUCCAGGAUAUGGGUUGGGGUUGCGGUUACCGUACGCUUCAAUCAAUCUGCUCCUGGAUCAUCGAGAACGGUCCACCGAAGACGGCCUCGUCCGAUGAGGUGCCCAACAUUCCCACCAUCCAACAGAAGCUGGUCGAGAUCAAGGACAAACCGGAGCGCUUCUUCGGUUCGCGCGAGUGGAUCGGCACGCUCGAGGCGAUCUACGUCAUCGACACGCUGUACGACGUGUCCUGCAAGGUGCUACACAUCGCCCGCAGCGACAGCAUCGCCAAGCACGCGGACACGCUGCGCGACUAUUUCGAGCAGUACGGUGGGUUGAUCAUGAUGGGCGGUGAUAUGGAUGCGGCCUCCAAGGGUAUCGCGGGCAUACACGUGAGCGUCGAUCAGGACGUGUACCUGCUCGUGGUGGAUCCACAUUUUGUCGGGCGCAUCAAGACGAAGGAGGAGCUGUACACGAAAGAGUACGUCAAAUGGCAGAAGGUGGAAGACUUUGUCGACAGUUCGUUCUACAACCUGUGCCUGCCGAUGUUGAAGAGCCGCGAACUGGCAGCGUAAAGGGAAAUCACUCACCGGGUUGCACUCUCUCAUAUCAUUCGUUAGUGAUAGGAAGAAACCAACAACCCCCACCCCCAGUCCUCCAGAUGGAUGCGAAGUCCUUCUGUUUUUCAUUCAACAUGGUUGUUUUAGGCUUCAGUUUUACCGUCCCCCCCUAUUGGCCAUUUUUAACCGAUGACUAGAUACGGUCGAGAGGCAUGUAUUUAUUAGUAAAUUUACCAACAAAAUCCCCUCGAUCUAUUUAUCAAGCACAUACAGAAAAAUAAAAUCUAGAUGGGGAUCUAGAGCGAAACAUUAUUGGCCAAACGAUCGUGCCCCCACCCUCACCGCCAUUAUUACAGUAGCGUUAGCGAAUGAGUCGUUUAAGUAUUCUCACUGCAUAGGGGGAAUGUAGCUGUUAGAGGUAAACUACCGAAAAUUAGUUAAGAUCACGGUUUUGCUAUCGUAUAUAACCAAAUAAUGUAUAAUCGGACGUAUGUAUAGCGACGAGUGUAAAGUGAUGUUGUAGCACAAACGAGCUUCGUUAUAAGAAGGAAAAGCUCCUUUUUUUUUCACCCUCCCUAAAGGCAAUACGGACAAAUAAGCUGGUAAGCCUCGAAGUAUGCAACCCGCAUGACAAAAUUAUACCUUUUAUUUAUUGUUUUAGAACAAGUUAGUUUGUCUCUUGUAGUAAAUUGUGUCUGUUGUUAUGCGUAAAAAUCUUUUUAGUCCUGUUGCAAAAAUGAGACGAAAUUUUAGAAGAUAAUACACCCCACUACACCGGUCCUUGGUGGUAUUUUGAUAUAUGUGUCCUCUCUCCUUUGCGAACAAUAUCCUUACAAGGGACCAACAUAAAGGAGAAACAUUGCAAUUAGAGGCGCAUACAGUGCGCGAUCAUCACUGAUCGGAAGCAGAAUCAUACAGGAAAUGGUAGUGAAAAGUGGGGAAAAACAAACUUAAACCGCAAACCCUCUAAACUAUUUUUAGAGUAAAAUAAUCGUCUAUCAGUUCGACCAUUCUUCGUCGAUUCAGAUUUGCCAUAAAACAGUUGGGGAAAAGUAACGAAAAACACAAAGGUGGUACUGGUACAAACUAUUACUUCACCAGCCACUAGAAAUUGACCAACAGGCAGGAACUUUAUUUCGCGCCAUUUGCUACCUAUUUCAGCGUAAAAUUUAGUAUCGUAAUGCAACAGAACCGUGAAAAUGCAGGAGUGUAAAACUGUCACCAACAUCACCACUGCCACAACAAACGUGUGUUCUGGCAUUUGUUGUCAAACAAAAAAUCAAAUCAAACACUAUUUCUUUAUAACAGCAAAGUAUAGUUUCCACUAUUACUUUUCCUACUUUCCAACGGGGUGAAACACACGCGCGAAGAAAGCACGAACGAGGCAUAACCACUGGCAGUGUGCAGUGAAUUUGUUAUUGGACCAUAUUUUCUGUUUAAUCGUAAUAGAGCAAUUAAUUGCGGAGGUAUUAUUAUUUACAAAUUUAACCACCAACAAAGAGACGUGUUAAAUGUGACCGUUAAAUGUGUGGAAACAAAAACAAAGGUUUAUUUCGUUGUUAUGUAUAUUUAUAGAUUACAAACCAAUCUGUCUUUCGUGGUGGACGUGUAUAACAACGGGACAGAAUAAAUAAAUAUUUACCCAUUGACCGUAAAG